AUCCUGGAAGUGAAAAGUGACAUCCUGACAUCUCGGAGCAUCCCAAACCCGGAAUGACAGGGAAGGAGCUGCUUUGGUUGAUGAUCCAUGGUCCUGUCCGUUCAAAGAUGCCAGCACUUCCAGCCUAGACACUCGCGACAGGAGGGCUGAGCCUGGACCUGCUCCUGUACUUUUGAGGUAGAUCUGGGACUUAACCACCUCCUUCCCAGCCCCCAGGAGUCAUGGAGGACAAACGCAACAUCCCCAUCAUUGAGUGGGAGCACCUGGACAAAAGGAAAUUCUACGUCUUUGGGAUUUGCAUGACUAUGAUGAUCCGGGUGAGCGUUUACCCUUUCACGCUUAUCCGAACACGUUUGCAGGUUCAGAAGGGCAAGAGCCUCUACAACGGGACGUUUGAUGCUUUUGUGAAAAUCCUGCGGACAGAAGGGACAGCUGGGCUCUACCGUGGCUUUUUGGUCAACACUUUCACCCUGAUCUCCGGGCAGUGCUACGUGACCACAUACGAGCUCACUCGAAAGUACGUGUCACGGUACAACAACAACAACGCUGUGAAGUCGCUGGUGGCAGGUGGCUCGGCCUCCCUGGUGGCCCAGAGCAUCACGGUGCCCAUCGAUGUCAUCUCCCAGCAUCUCAUGAUGCAGAGGAAGGGGGAAAGCAUGGGCAGGUUUAAGGUGCAGAACCAAGAUGGCAAGCGGAUGCUGGUCUUUGGCCAAACCAAGGACAUCAUUGUACAGAUCUUCAAGGCUGAUGGCUUUAGAGGCUUCUACAGGGGCUACGUGGCCUCACUGCUCACCUAUAUUCCCAACAGUGCGGUCUGGUGGCCCUUCUACCACUUCUAUGCCGAACAGCUUUCUAGCUUGACUCCUAAGGACUGUCCCCAUCUCCUCCUGCAAGCUAUAUCGGGGCCACUGGCAGCUGCCACAGCUUCCACCCUCACCAACCCCAUGGAUGUCAUCAGAGCCCGGGUUCAGGUGGAAGGCAAGAGCUCCAUCAUCCUCACCUUCAAACAGCUCAUGGCAGAGGAAGGUCCCUGGGGCCUGACGAAAGGCCUUUCUGCCCGUAUCAUCUCGGCCACUCCUUCCACCAUCGUCAUCGUGGUGGGGUACGAAACUCUGAAGAAGCUGAGCCUCCGCCCGGAGCUGGUGGAUUCGAGGCACUGGUAGAGGCAGCUGGUGGAAGAGAAGACCUUCCUUUGAGUCCUCUGAAUUUGGACCGUCACGGUUGGAAGCUUGGGAGGAGAGGCAGCUGCUGUCUCUUUUGUCUCUAGCUGGUUUCCCAGUACAGGGCAGAAGCAAGAGCAACUGCAAUUCACCUCUGUAGAUUUGACUGUAACACAACGCUCUGCUGCUAUUUCUGCUUAAAACCAUCAAAAUGUGACCUUUGGCAACACUGUUUGCCAGUGACAGUUCAUUCGAGAGCAGCCAGGUGUGUGAACACAUCCUGGCAAAUUCUGAAUUCCUUUAUUGUUUUGUUGGUUUUUUUUUAAAUUAAAGACUUACUGGCUGAAGCAAAAAAAAAAAAAAAAAAGCCAGUUUAUCCUUUAAAUUAAA
Molecule: messenger RNA, 1550 nt
Organism: Calidris pugnax (ruff)
Lineage: Eukaryota; Metazoa; Chordata; Aves; Charadriiformes; Scolopacidae
Gene: SLC25A44
Product: solute carrier family 25 member 44
Exons: 4
Coding region: 222-1163 (313 amino acids)
Biological process (GO): branched-chain amino acid catabolic process
Cellular component (GO): mitochondrion
Molecular function (GO): branched-chain amino acid transmembrane transporter activity
Source: RefSeq, a predicted model, not a curated record